Molecule: messenger RNA, 2880 nt
Organism: Tachysurus vachellii
Lineage: Eukaryota; Metazoa; Chordata; Actinopteri; Siluriformes; Bagridae
Product: putative ferric-chelate reductase 1
Exons: 16
Coding region: 63-1754 (563 amino acids)
Molecular function (GO): oxidoreductase activity, acting on metal ions
Source: RefSeq, a predicted model, not a curated record
CUCAGUAGCUCGAAACUGUAACUCUAUACACAUCUCAUCAAAGCUACACUCGUCUCACAGCCAUGAUGUGGUUGUAUCUUCUGCUCCUGGGGUUUGUUGGGGUGUGUGAAAGCUACCCCAGUGGUCAGGUUACAGGCAGUUGUGAUGGUAACAUGGUUCCUAAUCACGGACGUGCUGCUCAGACCAGCGCACCUCCGUACACCGUUACAACAGACAGCAACAUAUAUAAAGAAGGAGACACCAUCACAGUGACUCUGAGCGCCACCACGGGGACUUUUACUGGGUUUCUCCUGGAAGCGAGGCUGGUGGGAAGCAACAGCGUUAUGGGUUCCUUCAGUGUUAUGAACUCUGCCGCCCAGACUCUGAGCUGUUCUGGAGUGUCCAACUCUGCCGUCUCUCACACAUCAAAAAUCACCAAAUCAGAAAUUCAGACUAAAUGGAAAGCACCAACAUCUGGCAACCUCAACAACAUUGAGUUCAAAGCCACAUUUGUCCGUGAUUACUCCACCUUUUGGGUGGGAGUGAAGAGUGCACAGAUCACCUACAACGGCACAGGGUCUGGUGCCACAUCCACCCCAUCACUCAGCACCUCCAGUAUCUCCAGCGCAGGGUGUGGGAGCAAUAAGAUGUGUUUUAGCCAUCCAUCUGACUGCGACCCUUCCACCAACUCCAACUGCUUCUUCAUGUCUGCCACACCCAUGUCUUCAACUUCAGCGUUCAAGUACGAGAUCUCCGGCUGCGCGACCGGCUACGUCGCCAUUGGCUUCUCCGAUGACACCAAGAUGGGGAAUGAUGACAUUUACAUAUGUGGAAAGAAUGCAAAUAAUGUGAUCCAGUUACAGCACGCAUUCUCAACAGGGACUACAACACCAAACAUCAUUGACCUGGGGAACGUGACGCUGCUUAAUACAUCACAGAUUGACUGUGUGAUCAGCUGCUCCUUCAUAUCUAAUAACACCAUCAGCACCAGCAGGAGCUCCACAACAUCCAACAGCUACUACAUCUUCCUCGCCAACGGUCCCACUUCCAAUGGUAUGAUAGAGAUGCACCCCAACAUACCCUUAAUCAGCAGCACAAAGGUGGACAUCAGCAAUCCUCAAACAGUGGGAAGUCAGUCACAGCUCCCAGCCAUCGUUAAAGCUCAUGGCUGUCUGAUGCUGAUAGCGUGGAUGACUCUGGCCAGUAUGGGAAUGCUGAUUGCUCGUUUCAUGAAGAGUUCUGCUCUUGGUCACAGACUCUGUGGGAAGGACGUCUGGUUUGUGGCUCAUAUGUCACUGAUGUUACUCUCAGUUGCAGCAACUAGCAUCGCUUUUAUCCUGAUAUUUUCGUACGAACAACAAUGGAGUGGGGGAGCUCAUCCAGUCCUGGGCUGUCUGGUGAUGAUCCUCAGUCUUGCUCAGCCAAUCGUUGCCAUGUUCCGCUGCUCACCACAGGACAAGAGGAGAUUUAUCUUUAACUGGGUUCAUGGCAUCAACGCAUUAGUCAUUAAAGUGUUAGCAGUGGCUGCGAUCUUCACCGGUCUGCUGCUGGUCGACAGCUCAGAGUCUCAGUGGCUGCCGAAGGUGAUGGGGGGCUUCGUGGCCUGGGAAGUGCUGCUCUUCCUCUGUCAGGAUAUAUACCACAGAUUCAGACAAAAAGAAGUGUCUGAAAGAGAUGGCAGUGGGGUGGGAACAGGAAUCCUUCUGCUGAUGGUGUUCUUCGUGGGGAACCUGGCGUUCCUGGUGGCUCUGCUGACUGGAAUCGGAAAUGCAUAAUUAUGGAAAAAAUGUCGGAAAUUCUGAACCUUUUUUACUAGAACCUCAGGAUGUUUUUAAUCAGGUUUAUUAAUACACUUAAACCUUCUUAUUAUGUUUUAAACUGCAUCAUUCUUCUGCUCUGAUUGUGUGCUGAAGUUACUCUUACCAAAUAUUUCAUUCCUCUUAUACCACAACAACUUGCCCACAUUUAAAACAUUUCUUAUAUCGUAUUUAUACCUUUAUAGUAACAUUUGAACUGAGUGAGUUCCUGUUAUCGCUAACGUUACAGCAGCUAUAAACAGUCAUUACCUCACCAGCUGAACUAACUGAAGAUCAGUAUCAGGAAAAAGAAGUGUGUGUGUGUGUGUGUGUGUGUGUGUGUGUGUGUAUCACUAAUUGCCUGAACACAAAUCUUUAGCAUCGUAAUAUAAAACUCAUAAAGUUAAAAACGGAUAUAUUUGUUAUUUUUAUUGCACAAACACUUUUUAUUUUUGAUAAAAACGAAAGCGGAGGCACGGUGUCUUAGUGGUUAGCACGUUCGCCUCACACCUCCAGGGUUGGGGGUUCGAUUCCCGCCUCCGCCUUGUGUGUGUGGAGUUUGCAUGUUCUCCCCGUGCCUCGGGGGUUUCCUCCGAAUACUCCGGUUUCCUCCCCAAAGACAUGCAUGGUAGGUUGAUUGGCAUCUCUGGAAAAUUGUCCGUAGUGUGUGAUUGCGUGAGUGAAUGAGAGAGUGUGUGUGUGUGUGUGUGUGUGUGUGUGUGUGUGUGUGCCCUGUGAUGGGUUGGCACUCCGUCCAGGGUGUAUCCUGCCUUGAUGCCCGAUGACGCCUGAUAUAGGUACAGGCUCCCCGUGACCCGAGGUAUUUCGGAUAAGCGUAGAAGAUGAAUGAAUGAAUAAAAACGAAACCACAACCGUCUUCGGAACAAACCAGCUAUGUAGUGGCUGUAAAAUAACAUUGUAUUCUUUAUUUUCUCCUAAUGGUGUACAUGCAUUUGUACCUUUUUCUGUAUGGAAUAGAUCUCUGUAUUUUUAUGAUAUAAACUGCAUUCAUAUCCAUAUAUUAUGAACAAAACUGUUUUAUAGUCAUCCUGUAACCUGAUUAUUAUUUUUAUCAUCAAUAUAUUAAAACCUUUUCCAAAUAUGA